Molecule: messenger RNA, 4925 nt
Organism: Salvelinus fontinalis (brook trout)
Lineage: Eukaryota; Metazoa; Chordata; Actinopteri; Salmoniformes; Salmonidae
Product: sodium-coupled neutral amino acid transporter 3-like
Exons: 17
Coding region: 418-2004 (528 amino acids)
Biological process (GO): asparagine transport; amino acid transmembrane transport; histidine transport
Molecular function (GO): L-histidine transmembrane transporter activity; L-asparagine transmembrane transporter activity; L-glutamine transmembrane transporter activity
Source: RefSeq, a predicted model, not a curated record
GCAGUAGGCGGACCCUGGACACACUCGACAUCCCACUUUUAAGAGAUCAGGAGAAUUUUACUCGUGAACACAUGACAUUUACACAGCAUUUGAGAAGGAGCGAACAGGGAUCACGAUAUAUAUAUACUUUUUUGCCAUUUAACAGGUAACAGAAAGAAGAGAAGCCACUAGAUGAAGGAAAAACAGUAAAGAAGCGGAGCAAGAUCCGUGUGGAGAUAUCAGGAGUUCACAGUGGCACUCUAGUCCUCUCUGACUCCUGAAGGAAAAGAGGACGACAGCCACAGCACACACACACACACUUACACACACACAUGCACACGCACACACACUUACACAUACACACAAACACUUACACACACACAUUUACACACAAACACUUACACACCCACACACACACACACAUACAUUGAAGCAAAUAUGAGUGAAGAUAAAGCAGCUGAAAGUGUGGAACCUGCUCCUGCAGUGCCAGUAUCAGCUCCAGCACCAGCAGAGAUGGACUCUGUUCCCAAUGGGAAAGGCCAUGAGACUGGGGAGGAAACCACAGCAGCAGCCAAAACACCAGCAGGAGACACCACAGAGCAGGAAAUUGUUCCCAAUAGUGCCCAAAAUGUCAGAAGUCAGGAUCCAGAGGCCAACCUCGCAGAGAGUCAGGAGUUCCUGUCUAACAUGGAGGACAAAAAGACCACACGCUUCACAGAUUUUGAGGGGAAAACCUCUUUUGGAAUGUCAGUGUUCAACUUGGGCAACGCCAUCAUGGGAAGUGGAAUUCUGGGAUUGUCGUAUGCCAUGGCCAACACAGGGGUCGUUCUAUUCCUGGUGCUCCUGACAGUAGUGGCUGUCCUCUCAUCUUACUCCAUCCACUUGCUACUCAAGUCAUCUGGCAUUGUGGGUAUCCGGGCUUAUGAGCAGCUGGGCCAAAGGGCAUUUGGAACGCCAGGCAAGAUGGCUGCCGGCAUCGCCAUCACGCUGCAGAACAUCGGAGCCAUGUCCAGUUACCUAUACAUCGUGAAGUAUGAGUUCCCUCUGGUCAUCCAGGCCUUCCUGGGGGUCGACAAGCCAUCAGGUGAGUGGUACUUGAAUGGGAACUACCUGGUCAUCAUGGUGUCCAUCAGUGUCAUCCUGCCUCUGGCGUUGAUGAAGCAGCUAGGGUACCUGGGCUACACCAGUGGCUUCUCUCUCACCUGCAUGGUCUUCUUCCUCAUCUCGGUCAUUUAUAAGAAGUUCCACACCCCCUGUCCCUUUUUGGACUUUACCUUUAACAGCACAGCCAGUGUGACUGCUGUUACCAAUGACACUGGUUACAACCCAGCCUGCAUUCCGAAAAUGGUCAACCUCAACUCACAGACGGCCUACACCAUCCCAAUCCUGGCAUUUGCCUUUGUGUGCCACCCUGAGGUCCUGCCCAUCUACACCGAGCUCAAAAACCCCACCAAGCAAAGGAUGCAGCAUGUGUCCAACAUCUCCAUUGUAGUCAUGUACACCAUGUACUUCCUGGCUGCUCUGUUUGGAUACCUGACCUUCUAUGGUGAGGUGGAGUCAGAGCUGCUGCACACCUACAGCCGUCUGGACCCGUAUGACACCCUGAUCCUGUGUGUCCGUCUGGCUGUGCUCACUGCUGUUACACUCACCGUCCCCAUAGUGCUCUUCCCUGUAAGGAGAGCCAUCCAGCAGUUGUUUUUCCCCAACAAGACAUUCUACUGGCCCCGCCACAUUGCCAUCGCUGUCACCCUGCUCACUCUCAUCAACAUGCUGGUCAUCUUUGCGCCUAACAUCCUGGGCAUCUUCGGCAUCAUUGGUGCCACAUCUGCCCCUUGCCUCAUCUUCAUCUUCCCUGCUGUUUUCUACAUCCGCAUCGUACCCGAAGAGGAGGAGCCCAUGCGCUCCACCCCAAAAAUCCUGGCUGCCUGCUUCGCUGGAAUAGGCUUCCUGUUUAUGAUAAUGAGCCUGAGCUUUAUCCUCAUUGAUUGGACGUCGGGGAGUAGCAAAGCCAGCAGCGGUCACUAGACUGCUUCUACCGUCUUCAGUUUUUAUAUUGUAAAUCUAGACCUGUACGGUAUUUUCUCUGUGUUUUCAUGGAUCAUAUUUUGUAGAGGAUGUACUAUCUCUUCCUCCAGAAAGAGUGGGCUAGAGAGUCUAGAGAUGGGGAGUUCAGUCUUCUGGAGGUUUCUGCUCCCCUCUGGAAGAAGAUAGUGCAUUCGAAACAAAUGUAAUGUCAAGCUGGCUCGCUGAAUCUGCCACCACCUCCUAUUCCAGCGCUGCCUCCAGACCAGACCAGACCCAUAACCCAUGACCCUAUAAACUUGUACUCUGUGAAUCACAGCAGGAAUCUAACUGCCACACUUUAGUCUAGACAACCACGUAGCUUUCUUCAACAGUAGGGGAGAAGAAGGCACAACAGAUCGUUGGGGGCUGGACAGUUAUUUUAUAUUUGUAGCCAAAGUCUACUGUAUUAAGUUAUUCAUGAAAUUAGGUAAUGGCAAGAUUCUGUGCAAUAACUGAGGAAAUGUGGCAUUAAAAGCUAUUGGACAGUGGCAUCAUCCAGUGACCCGUGCUGCUGUUGUCACCCUGGUGGCGAGGUGUCAUCCACUAGACGCUCGGCUUCAGUCCUCACAGAUAUCAGAGGAUGGAACCAUACAACUGAUAUGCAACUGUACAGUGUAUACAGUGUGUAUAGAGCAGGUUGACUCUACCAUUACAAUACAGUAUGAUAUAUAUACAGAGAGAUUUAUUUUUUUAUCAUUUUUAUUUGAUAAAGCGUAUAAUAUGGACCUUUUGAGUCUCUCCUCAGCAACAGUAUCAUAUCACAUUGGUGUGUCUCUUUGAUACGUGCACUCAACCAUAUCAGAAUAGCUUUUUCAUGGUUCGAGGAGCAGCUUUGAUGUCUAAAAUUGAAGGAAUGCUUGGCUAUACUCUCAGUAUGAGGGUCUAUUUUAGAGAUGGAGGUUAUCGUUAACUUGGUCCUGGAUCGGUGGGGGUGUAUAUCUCUGCAUUGUCGUGUUUUGAUCAUUUGAGCACUCACUAGGACCAGUGUCCUUAGUGGCAGAGGAUGCUCUCUACCUGGGUAUGUUGUUGUGUUGUUUCUGAACAUUUACUGAACGUAAUCAGAGAUAACCCAAAAAUAUAAAGAAAACUCACGGUGUCAAUUCAUUACGUGGAGAAUCAAGGAUGAUGUGUGUAAAUAUGGUUAUUUCCAGGACAAGCUUGUUUUUUUCCCUAACUAAAGUUCAGUCUAGUGACAUGGUGCCAUGAUAAGCACACAAUGUGGUAUCAAUGCCUCUCUAACAUCCCUGCAAAGUAGGUGGUUAGUUAUAGCACUUUCAGCUGAUAUGUACAACUUCUUCCUGUAGCCAUUAAUCAAUUGAUAUGCAAACAAUUUAUUUGUAAGAUACUCAUACGUUUUAUAGAUAUGAUUUUAAGGGACAACCCUUUAUAAUACAAAUUACAAUCUCUGAAAAAUCUAAGUCUAAAUCCUAAGUAAAUUGUAUAAUCCUAUGUAUGUUACUUUACAAAACAAUAUGUAUUUAAGGUCUAACAUGGUACAAAGACGUUUCCUCCAACUACUUGAAGCUCUUUCUCUCCUGUUCUGUGUCUGCAUAGUGUUUAGCAGCCCUGCAGUGAUUUAAGUGUGAACAUGGUGUGUACAUGGUGUGUGAACAUGGUGUGUACAUGGUGUGUGAUCAUGCUAUGUGUCUGUUCGUCUGCUCCAGUAUGGAGCGAACACAAUUAUGUACAGUGGAUGUACUGUAAGGAUUGUUAGUGUGUCUGUUGUUGAAAUGAAACAUGGCUCUACUGUAUUUUAAUUGUGGUACUUACUUAUAUACUAUUGUAUUGUGAAACGAUCAAUGGAUACAUGAACCAUAAGUGUAAUGUGUAAAUCCUAGGCUUAUGAAUCCCAUUGACUCUUACCAAAUUAGUCAAAUAAGAUUUAAAAGCCUGACUAUGAACCUUUCAUAAUCUCAGACUACUCUGUUGUCAGGUAUGAGUGGAAUAGUAUUUCUGGUCAGUUUCUAAACAUCCCUGUAGCUGCUUUUGGGGACUGCCUGCCAACUCUUGCAGGUGUUGAGCAGGUUUGAUACAGUAGUCAGGUGGAAUGUCCCCUGUCUCUCUCUGUUGUUUUCCUUGUGAUGAAGUUACAGAUUCCACACUACAGUGAGUGCUGUAAUUUUGUAUAUGAGUAUUGUAUCAUUGUUAAGUCAAACUUGGUUGUAAAGCAAUUUUGUAUAUGAGUAUUGUAUCAUUGUUAUGUCAAACUUGGUUGUAAAGCGCAACAAACUCCUCUCUCAAUCAAUCAUUAAUACAUGUUUCCUUAGAGAAUAACCAGUCUGCAUGAGCCAGUAUACAGUACAUCAGGAUCAGCCAGCUCUGCUCUCUCUAUUACUCAUUUAUUUAAUAGCUUAAUGGAUGAAUUUGUUUCUAUUUAAAUAAAGAUCCAUGUUUAAAGUCAUAUUUUAACAACAUGUUUGUGUUAUUCUGAUUUCAUAUACAACUGGUAUAUUAUUAUAUGAUGGAUCAGCCCUUACACAUACCAUGUGUACCACCAGGGGGAGACAUUCUGAAAGUGGCUGAGAUGAUUUCUGACUGUCUGAUAACGCUCCUUAUACAGUUCUCUCAUUUCUUUGUGUGAUUUAAUGAAAUUGGUAUAGUUCAUGAAAUAUCGACUUCAACCAGCAUUUCUAAAUAAUGUAUAUAAAUGUAAACCCUUUAUAUUCAAUAUGCAUAUCUAGUUUGUAUAAUGUAAAAAGCAAGAACUGUAGUUUUAGUCUGAUAAUUAAAAAGAGAAAUGUAAUAAUUUUUAAAGUGCUUUUAAACAAUUUUGCCCUUCAUUUUAUGUCUUUAUUUUUAUUGUAUGUCAAUAUAUUUUAAUACAUUGCUGGCAUUUAUUGUACUGUAAACAAUGUUGCAAUAAAAACAAUAAAAUAACAUUA